This is a messenger RNA of Etheostoma spectabile (orangethroat darter), 2988 nucleotides long. It is a transcript of the gene cdr2a, whose product is annotated as cerebellar degeneration-related protein 2a. The transcript is spliced from 7 exons. Lineage: Eukaryota; Metazoa; Chordata; Actinopteri; Perciformes; Percidae. The record is from RefSeq and is a predicted model, not a curated record. The coding region runs from base 12 to 1616 and encodes 534 amino acids.
UAGUUAGCUAUAUGUCUGCCACCUACCGGGUGCUGGGGUGUAUUUGCCACGUUGCUGUAGACAACAGAACAGACUCACGCACACUGACCGCGAGGAUGCAGUUUACAUUUCUCCACACACGGUGGUGGACGGCAGACAACUUCAAGCUACUACACACGCUCAGACACGCACCUGUGUGUCAGGCUUCUCUCGAGGUGGAGCCGCUGACACACUCGCUCCGCGGCUGUAAGAUGUUAACUGACAUGAUUUUGGAGGAAGAGUUUGACAAGAAUGGAGAGGCUUGGUACGACCCGCAGGACCUUGAACACGAUCUCCAUUUGGCAGCGGAGCUUGGGAAAACCCUCCUGGACAGGAACCAUGAGCUGGAGCAGGCCCUGCAGCAGAUGUACUCCACCAACCAGGAACAGCUGCAAGAGAUAGAGUAUCUGACCAAGCAGGUGGACCUGUUGCGUCAGAUGAACGACCAGCAAGCCAAAGGGUAUGAGCAGCUAGAUGUGGCCGCCAGGGAUCUGGAGCACGGCAACCAGAGACUAGUCCAGGACAACCGUCUAGCACAGCAGAAGAUCCACAGUCUAACAGAGACCAUUGAAGGGCUUCAAACCUACAUGGAUGACCUGCAGACUCAAGUGGAAGAGCUAAAAACUGCCCAGGAAGUGCGAAACAAAAGAGAGCUGGCAGAGCAACGACGCAACCUUGGAGCACAGAGUGUGUCCUGUAUCAAAGAGCUAUAUGACUUACACCAUGACAGGAAUCUAGCCCACAAUGGUCUGCAUGUGGAUGGACUCUGGUCACCGCAGUGCUCUUUCUAUGACCGAGACAGACGCCAAGACCCGGAGGUGGAGAACGCGGCUCUCCAGCGCUCUGUCCAGACCCUUAAGAGUCAGAUUGCUGUGGAGCGGAGCCGCAGGGAGGCUGCAGAGCGUGAGAUUGAGUUGACAUCCAAGGAGAACAUAGACCUGGAGCAGCAGCUGGCCGUGCUGGCCGGCUGCCGAGUCAGGCAGAGGGAGCUGGAGGACGAAGUGGAGCAGCUGCGGCUUCUGUGGCGUGCUGACUGCGCCAACAGUGUCAGAAGACCGGACCAGCUGCAGUUGCCCGAAACAGUAUUCUUUGCCUCAGAAGAAAGACAGGGGCAGGAUGAGAUGGAGGAGAAGGUAGGAAAGGAUGAGAAGCAGAGAAGAUACAUCUGGCAGAGGUGUAACAGUGACAGCGUUUUGAGAGCGACUGACCCAGACGAGAUUCGGCGUGGUCACGAGCAGCUGUGUAUAAGGCGAACGGAAGCGGUAAAACAGAGGGGCAUCUCUCUGCUCAACGAGGUGGACGCACAGUACAGCGCACUGCAGGUGAAAUAUGACGAGCUGCUGCGGCGGUGCCAGCAGGCAGACGGGCCCAGCCAUAAAGCCAUCCAGACAUCUAACAGUCCCUUUGGGGGCAGCCGGACCCGCCGCCGGUCCUCAGCUGCUCUGUCUAAUCUGACCGUGUUUCUUGAAGACAGCCAGCAGCCCGAAUACAAGGCUCUCUUCAAGGAGAUCUUCACCUGUAUCCAAAAGACCAAAGAGGACCUCAGCAACAACAGAAGUCCAGUCAAGGACAGUGAUGACCAUGGCUUUGCCAGAUGAUUGUACUAUUCAUAAUCCUGAGAUUUGCACUUGUUUGUGUCCAUCAAAGUUUUUGACACAGGAGAAACUUGGAGGUUGCUUUGCAACAGAAAUAUCUAGAGGUUGCAAUUGCAAUAUCUUUCACAUGCUGUAAUCCUUUUAUCUCCUGUCAUUUUAACACACCUAUGUUUUUUUUGGUCAGCACUGUUACUAUUACAUCUUUAUCAAAAAUGUGUUAUAAUACAUGUUACUUAAAGCAGCUGUGUGAUUUGAAGUAAGAAUGCAUUCCAAAGAUGAACAACAAAUUUGUAAAAAAAAUAAAUAAAUAAAAACAAAUACAGAAAACAAUAGAUGAUAAGGAAUUACUGUAUGGGGAUAUAUUUAUAGGUAGAAUAAUAUAUACUAUCAGAUCCUCAGGUAAUAAAAAGUAUGAAUCAAUUUCAUUGUCACAUAAAAAUUGUACAGUAAAAGUACAAUUCCAUUGAAAUGUAAUCCCCAGUACAUUUCAUUAUGUCCACCUCCAACAGUACUCAGUGUUUAUGUAAUGUUCAUUCUUUGGCCACUUAAUCAUCUGGUGCUUGGGAGAGAAAUGCACACAUGGAAUAUUGUUUGUGUAUUUAUAUAAGAUGUUAUAGCUUUUAUGCAUGGCUUAUGCUAACCGGAUUGUUGACAUGUUGUAAUAGGAUGAAAAACUGUAGCUAUGCAAUGACUAAAAUCUCAGGAGUUUAUGAUAAUUCGCUUAACAGCUAAUGUGAGUUGGUUUUGUAGUUGCAAUUCACCAAUGUGGGUCGCUGGCGUGUCACUAGAGAACUCGUAUGUGCUUCUGUUUUCUGUCUGUACCGCUUCUGACAACUGUCUCUGCCAGUGGGACACACAACAGCUCUGCACUAUUUUUGACUGAAUCACAUUUGACUUUUAUUUAUUUAAAAAAAAAAGGUUUAGUGAAGAUUAAAUUAUAUUUAUUUUCUUUGUUGUGAAAUAUGCUGAGCGGAUUGGUCAGGUAGAUUGACUGGAAGUGAAAGUAAUUGUACACUGAGGUGCUUAUUUUGUGGAUGUAAAUAUUUUGUCUGACACAGGUGAUUAAAAAAAAUAGAGAAGCAAACGUAAAUGUUCCUUCAUUUAAAAACAAUAUACUUUGUCAGAUGUUUCUUCUGACUUGGACGUUUCGGGCUCUUAAUAUAAACUAAAUUGUGUUGAUCAGGUUACCAUAAACAAUGGAAAGACUUCAAUAAAAAGUUAAAUUUUUAGGUUUGAGUAGUGAGGUUCUCAAUGUACUUUCACUUUCCAUGUGCUUUGAUGCUCAUGUAAAAAAAAAAAGAUGCUUAAGUAUGGCAUUUAGCAAUAUGCUGUUUUGAAGUUGUGAAACUGCUAAGUAUUAAAAACAUUAAUGCAA